Messenger RNA from Penicillium atrosanguineum, 2448 nucleotides. RefSeq names its product non-ribosomal peptide synthetase. Gene Ontology annotation, biological process: secondary metabolite biosynthetic process; amino acid activation for nonribosomal peptide biosynthetic process. Gene Ontology annotation, molecular function: phosphopantetheine binding. NCBI's taxonomy places the organism in Eukaryota, Fungi, Ascomycota, Eurotiomycetes, Eurotiales, Aspergillaceae. Gene Ontology annotation, cellular component: cytoplasm. The coding region runs from base 1 to 2448 and encodes 815 amino acids. The record is from RefSeq and is a predicted model, not a curated record. The transcript has a single exon.
AUGGCUCCUAUCACUUUAGACUCCAAGCCUGAUCCUUUCGCCAAUGGAAUUUCUCAUCCACCCCAACCCGACUUGAUUCGGUCGUCUAUGAACCUGGUACUUUUUGAGCGCCCACGGCGAAUCCUGAACCUGGUCGAACAUCUCAAUGCACCACCGGCUGUCCAGGAUGAGCCUUCAGACAUCCAAUUCCAACGUCUACUUCAAUUGACCUGGCUAGUCACCAUUCGUGCCUUUUUGUCAUCUACCACCCUAUAUAUCGGAGAAAGUUACCAUCAGGGAUACAGCUUCGUUGGGGAGACACAUGGGACCGUCGGAUCGCCCACUGGACAACUCCAUCUUGACACCCAAGUUACCGUUCUGGAGCUUUUCCAGCAAAUGAUCGGCAGUCUAGAUCUUGUUUCAAAGGAGCAGUCCUCAAAUGGUGUGCUUAUAAAGAAUGGCAAGGGUUCCGAGUUCGAUUGCACCAUCAUUUAUCAGACACAACCAGUGAAGAAUCAAGGCUCUGACACUCGAUUUUGUAUGGGCUGCCAGGCCUGCUGCUCAACGACCGUCAAGUCAUCAGAACUCCAGCUUUCACCCGGUGGACUUCGUCUCUAUAUUACAAAAAUGCCAGACAAUCGUUUUCGGACUCAAAUCGAACCUAAUUCCAAUGGUAUUAGCAUGCCACUUGCAACAAGCCUUCUUGACACUUUCAACCAGGCGCUGUCGUCUAUUUUCGACAAGCCCACCAACUUAGUUGGUCUUGUCGACCUAUGCUCCCCCCAAGACAUUGCUCUUAUCACGAGUUUCACAAAAGACCUUGCUCCAGCGCAGGAUGUGCUACUCCAUGAUCUAUGUCUACGGCACGUGGAGACCACUCCCGAUGCACCGGCGGUUCGUUCGUGGGAUGGUGAUCUGUGUUAUCGUGAACUGAACGAGCGGGCCUCCAGAUUGGCACACUGGCUGGUUGGGCAGGGAGUCGGACCUGGAGUAUUUGUCGCAUGUACUUUCUACAAAUCAACGUGGGCGAUUGUGGCUCGCCUGGCAAUCCUGAUUGCUGGCGGUGCAUAUAUCUGUGUUGAUGCGCAUGAUCCUCCGCCGUACCUAGAGUCGCUGUUGCAGCGAACCCGAAUUCAGAUCGUGUUAACUUCCGUUGGCUUUGGACAAAAAUUCGCUGAUCUAGUGAACACCACUUUUGAAGUAGGCGAGUCCUCGCUUGAACAAUUGCCAUCGACAGUAGGAGUACCCUGCGUCAGCGUCUUGCCCACGGAUCCGUGCACGGUUCUAUUUACCUCUGGAAGCACCGGUAAUCCCAAGGGAAUAAUUCAAGAGCACCGCAGUUACGCAUCUGCUUUGACUGACUAUAUCCGGGUCAUGAAAAUGGGUCCCCAUUCCCGAUUGUUUCAGUUCGAUGCAUAUGCCUUCGAUAUCAGUAAUAACGACUUUCUGGCCCCUCUUAUUGCCGGGGGCUGCUGCUGUGUGCCCACGACAUCGCUUACCAUGGAAGCACUGAUGAAUGAUCUAAAUGAGCUGGAAGCCAACUUUAUGUUUGUAACUCCAUCUGUUGCCAUCGAUAUCAAUCCCGAUCGCGUACCAACAUUGAAGACUAUGUGUGUUGGUGGAGAGCCGGUGUCAGACGCUGUGCUGGCCAAAUGGCUUCACCGGGUGCGUCUUGUGAAUCAGUACGGUAUGGGUGAAGUGGCCUCACUCUGCGCCUACAACCCCGAUCUUCGGAUGGGCCGAGGGGCUGUCGUUGGGCGCCCUGCGAGUGGAGCUAUUUGGAUUGUCAAUCCAGAUGCACCGGAUCAGCUUAUGCCUGUGGGCGCGAUAGGAGAGCUUGUGGUGGAGGGACCCCAUGUCUCCCGAGGAUAUCUAGAUCACUUAUCGGGGAUAUCCAAUAACUAUUUAGAUGAGCCACCUGCCUGGGCAAAGCAGCUGCAUCCCGAACGGCCGGCUCACCGAGUUUAUCGCUCGGGCGACCUGGGUCGAUACAAUCAUGACGGGACCAUUGAGGUGAUCGGUCGAAAAGAUAGUAUGUUAAAGUUGGAUGGAGCCCGAGUGGAAGCUGGUCAGAUUGAAUAUGUCUUGCGCCGUCAGCUAGCAACUGGAGAUGCGGCCGUGGUCGAUCUCCUAGGAGUAGUAGAUGGGGUCAGUGACCCGAUCCUGGCGGUGUACUUGUAUCUGACGAACAACCCGAUGAACUUGGAAACAGGUCCGGUGGAGGACAUGCAGUUUCGGCCAAUAACCGACCGACAUGCCGCCUCUGUAUUGACUCAAUCUCUCACUGAUGCGAUUAGAGGAGUACUACCGCCUUACUAUGUACCUAGCCUCUUCUUGCUUGUUGACCGCGUCCCGCGGACCAAGUCAAAAAAGACUGAUCGUCGAAAACUCCAUACAUUGGGGCAAGACUAUUACAUGGCACAUCGGGAGGAGCUCAGGGAGAUCACGGUCUGGCCGGAGUGGGACUGA